UGACAAAAGCUUCCAGCACAUCCGCGUCGUCUUUACAACGCAGCGAACCUUUGGACAGAAAAGCUGUGUAUGUUGUUUUAAGCUUACUCUGUAUUUGUUGUUUUUGCUUUUUUUGUCUCUACAAUACUUACAUAGAAACAGCAAAACACCGCCACCACGAACAAGUAAAUACAGAACAGGAAGAAACCUUGUCUCCUAAGCGCGCAAAUCCUCUAAAAGAGCUGUGAACCCCAGUUCUUGUCGACCGAAUCUCGAGAAGGCCACCCGAAACCGCUCAGCGGACAUCUGGCUGUAUACAAACCCCAAAUACACUCCUAUUUGAGGUCUGUAUACAAACAUAUGGGAAGCAUGACAAAGUAUUACAACAACGGUCAUCACGUCAAUGGAUACCGGAAAAAUGGAUACACCAAGGAUACGGAGAGCGAGAGCACCAAACAGACUGUCCAGAAAUGCAUCUCAGACUUUUCCACCUGCAGUUUCAAAGAGUUUCCUGCUCUGGUUAAAAAGCACAGAGGAGUGAGAGUUGGUUUAGAGAGCCCUAAAGGCUUCACGCUGAGAGUCACAGACCUGGGUGGCACCAUCUACUGGGGUAGAAAGGAUAUGCUGGAGACGUGGGGGGAGUUGUACCUGCCAGAGCCUGAGGAGAUGGUGGUGCUGGGGGCCAUCGAUAACUUCCCCUCAUUGGCCGAGGGACUGCAGCUGAUCGUCCUGGUGGACAAACACAACAGAGUCUACUUUUAUGAGAACGAGGAGCUGCACCACGUAGCCCACAAAGUAAAGGACUUUCUCACCACUGGUGCCGAGUCUACGCCCAUCAACAGCUACAGAUACGGACAGCACUGCGCACCCGAGACAGAAGAAGAAUAUUUGGAAAUUCUGCAGAGUGCUGGCAUCCCAAGAAUAGACAAAGCCACAAGGGACUUUGUCCAGAGCAAGGAGGAAAAAUUCUCAGAGCUGUUGGAUUUUCUUGAAGGCCUUUAAAUUUUUUGUUUGAGCUCAGUUAGCUGCUAACUGUUUGUUUACAUUUUGCACAUUAAGAAGCCAUCUAUUUUUGUUGAUGGUGUUUUGUGAUGCAGGGAUGCAAGAAUGAUGCUCGUUUCCCGGAUACGUGUGAUAUUUGCGGACAGUUUGUAUACUAAGAUCUAUAUUUACCAGUUUUUCUGUCCUGUAUAAUUAAUUCAUAACUGCUUACCUGAAUAUACAUCAUUUUAUUAGUCUGAUUAAUUGAGAGAAAAAAACAGUGAUGCCAAAAAACAGUCAAUAACGCUUGGCCCCUAAUAAAUGCAAAUAUGAGCCACAUGAAAUAUUAACAUUUGACUCAUGGACACUUCCACAGGUUGCUUGGGAAUGCUUUGCAUAAACUGCAGCAGAAUGAGUGCAUUGGAUGUUUGUGGUUUGCAACUGUUGUGUACAAUUUUGUUGAAAUGAAUAAAUAAUAAAAACAGUUGGAAAUGCGUUGGGAGCAAACCUGGACACACCCUCUGUAGCCUGAGUUUAAUAACCAUCGCUUGUAUGAGUCACGUUACACAUCACUGGGUGUGCCUAUGCCUGUGCACCUUCAUACAGAGGCAGGCUGGGAUCGGGUGGUGAAGUUUAUCUUACAGUGUUUGAUGAAGAGAGUGGAUUAAUUGAUCAGUCAGUUAGUCAGUUAGUCAAUCAAUUAGUCAUGUACACCACACUUUUUUACUUUAAACUGACUUGUAGCUUAUUUUCUAAUGAGCUGUACUGUAAAAGGGUCAUGGGGCAGUGCAGUGUAACCUGUCAGUGAUUAUUAAUUUAGUAUGCAUGUGUGUGAUGUAAAAUAAAACUAUGCUUAGUAGUUAAAUAAAUGUACUGCCAUAAUAUAAUAAUCAACAGAUACUUUGUUGAUCCCCAUGGGGAAUUCUGUCCUCUGCAUUUAACCCAUCCUAUACACAGUGAGCAUACACACACUAGGAGUAAUGCUUUGGUCAACCCUAACAUACAUGUCUUUGGUGGUGGGAGGAAACUGGAGCGCUUGGCAGAAACCCACAACACGGACAUGCAAACUCCACACAGAAAGG
Messenger RNA from Megalops cyprinoides (Indo-Pacific tarpon), 2042 nucleotides. RefSeq lists its product as uncharacterized. Bases 340 to 981 code for a protein of 213 amino acids. The record is from RefSeq and is a predicted model, not a curated record. Lineage: Eukaryota; Metazoa; Chordata; Actinopteri; Elopiformes; Megalopidae. The transcript is spliced from 5 exons.